AUGAAUCAAUUAUCAAUGUCGUUCGAUGAACAACGUGAUGUGAAUUAUGUACAAUUUGAUCCCAAAACAGUAGUCAAUGAUUUACAAAAAGCCAUACCAGAACUAGAUCUUGUCGGACUUGUUCACAGUAGAAAAUGGUGCUGUGAGAUGCUUCACUGUAUCACUGCAGGAUCUGUUGCAACUGAAGAAGAAAGCAACGCCGAAGAGUUGGACGAUGGAAUCCAUUUGAAUGUUACAUCAAAAGAAUUAGGUACAUCAUCAAGUCUGUACUUAAUGGCAAAAGGUUACUUCGAUCUUCGAGAAUAUACACGUUGUGCACAUCAUUUAAGAAAUUGUACUACCGGUUAUGGUUUUUUUCUUCGUCUCUAUGCAUUAUAUCUCGAUGGUCUCAAGCAUCGAUGUGAUGAUUUCGUGGAUGUAUUUCCGGAUACAGCAAGUAAUCAACGACAAGCAACAACGAAAGCAUCACUUGAUAAUGCAUGGUUGAUGCGGCUGCGUACAGAGUUGACUACAUGCGAAAAGAACCAACAAUUAAAUGGAUACAGUUGUUAUGUUUACGCUCUGGUACUUAAACGAUUGGGUUUACUUCAUGAAGCAUUAACUUACUUUGUUCGUACGAUAAAGGCAGCACCACAUCUUUGGUCAGCAUGGGAAGAUCUUGCAAUGCUUGUUGAUAGCGAACAAAAGCUUCAUAACCUUGAUUUACCCAAACAUUGGAUACGAAAUGUUUUUUACGCUCGAUGUUAUGUUGAAUUACAUAAGCCAGAAUUAUGUGUAUAUAUUUGUAAAGAAUUAACACAAAUCGGUUUUCAGAAUUCGACACAUAUCCUUUUACUACAAGCCAAAGCUUAUGAAACAGGAGCUGAGUUACAAUUAGCACGAACAUGUUGUGAAGACGCUCGAACAAUCGAUCCGUACAAUCUCGAUUCAAUGGAUAUUUUCUCUAAUAUUCUUUUCGUACUAGAAGAUUAUCAUGCGCUGGCUAGCUUAGCACAAAAAUGUAUUGAAACAGAAAAAUAUCGCUUUGAAACAUGUAUUGUUGUUGCGAACUUCUACAGUAUACGAAAUGAUCAUGCUCGUGCUAUUCAAUAUUUAACUCGCGCCUUACGUAUGAACCCUGAUUACCCAGCUGCAUGGAUUCUUUUGGGUCAUGAGUUUGUCGAAGGAAAAAAUCAUGCAGCAGCUAUAAAUGCCUAUCGAGAAGCGUUAGAUCUCAAUCGCAGAGAUCAUCGCGCUUGGUACGGUCUGGGUGAAACGUACGAAAUUAUCAAAAUGUACAACUAUGCUUUAUACUAUUUCAAAGAAGCUUUUGCGCUUAAACCAAAUGAUUCACGUUAUUCAAAUGCACUUGGCGAAAUCUACGAACGAACUCAGAAGUUACACGAAGCUAAGAAAUGCUACUGGCGCUCGUACUGUGUUGGUGACAUCGAAGGCAAUGCAUUGGCCAAAUAUGCACAUGUAUGCGAUCUUCUGAAAGAUGAAGAAACUACAGCUCGAGCUUACAUGGAAUUUAUUCGCACACAAGAAUUGCGACAGGUGAAAAAUUUCACUGAAUUCUCUCAAGCUGCCGUCUUUCUAGCUAAUUAUCAUGUAAAAAAACGUCAGUACGAUCAAGCCUGCUCAUAUGCAAGGAAAUGCUUAGAAUUUCCCGAAGUGAAAAACGCAGCGAAGGACAUUUUAAACAAAAUAACUGGACUACGCGAAGGUCAACAACAACUCAAAGAGAAAGAGUCAAUACAACAACAAACAUCAGCACCUAUUCCAACAGCUAAAUCAACGAUCCAUGAAUUUGAUUCAUCGUCUACAACAACAAUUGAUUAG
Adineta ricciae is the source of this 1821-nucleotide messenger RNA. The record is from the annotation of a GenBank genome assembly. Lineage: Eukaryota; Metazoa; Rotifera; Eurotatoria; Adinetida; Adinetidae.